UUAUAUAAAAGAUAUCGAAUAUUAAAUAAAACAAUUUUAUUGGUUGGUGAACUUAAAUGUUAUAUGGGGUGAAUCAAUGGAUAAGUCUUCCGAGAAUACAAAAGUUUUAAAUAUUUGCUUAAGAUACGUUGGACUAAAAUACCUUGUGUAACACCUCCCAAGGUUUAGAACUAUAAAGAACACAUCUACAAUUGUAAAAAAGUUUGUAGAUAUUACAAAAACUUAAAACACUGUUUUAGAUUCUCAAGGUUAGGCGAACAUGUAUAUAUUUUAACUAGCAAAUAUUUCAUAAGUUAAUUGCGCAUGAGUUAUUUAAUCCAAACGUUUAAAAUUAUUAUUAACUUAUACGAACGGAAAGAUUAUAAGUAUGCAAGAGAUGACUGUAUGAAUUCAGUUAAUUUGAAGAUAACAUGUAAUGCAUAGCAACUAAUUAUGUACCUCCAUAUUAUAUACACCUAUAUAUAUAUAUGCAACUACCAAUUGUUUAGCUAUGUUCAAAAAAAAAAAAAAUGUUUAGCUACUGACAUGGCCACUAUUGUGAGUAAAGGGCUUGUUAAUUAUAUUUAAUCAGUGUAACUACAUAUAUUAUGCAUAUAUAUAUAUAAUUCGUAGGUGUCUUAACGAAUAGUGGCCACUAUGCAUUAUAUUGUAUCUUGUUUAUCGUCCAGUUUAUUUAUAUAUAGACUCACUUAACGCUUCCUCUUUAGUCGUAUCUUCCACUGUCCCCUCCCCAGCCUCCUACUACUAAUCUUUCCUAAUUUCAUUCGACCUAAAAUCCCUCACUAUGGCUUGUAAGGCCUUACUAUUAUUUUUUGUGCUCACAUUUCUACUGGUAACUGGAAUAGAAGGGAGGAUAGUUCGGGUUUCGAACAAUAAAGAUGCUGAAAGCGAAGAUCUUUUGCAACGGUUAGGAUACAAUGUUUCCGAACUAAAGCGUCUUGGAGAGAUUUCAGCACGAAGUGAAAUAAACAGAUUUUCUCCAGGAGGGCCAGAUCCUCAACAUCACUCCUAUCCUUUGUCUUCAAAGCCAUGAUUUGAACAGAGUUUGUGUUGCACUCUUGUCAUGUAUAUUAUUAUUUUCAUUAUUAUCAUCUCAUGUCAAAUAUUGUAGACUUCUAAGGUCACUGUGAUGUAUAAAUUCGUAUAAUAUGUACGAUCGAGUGUCUCCUAAAGUGUUCUUGUAAUUAAGUUUAAAGGAUUGUACCCAUAUUUUUCUUUUCUUGGCAUGCGAACGACAAUUCCACUAUACGCAUGCAUGCAUGCUACUAAUGUAUCAUUAAGUUUUUACUAACAUUCGUUAUUGCCAUCAUCAUAUAACUAAAAUAAUCGUUGUAUGAAAUGGAAGAUAAUACAAUGUUUUAAAAUUAAACAAGAAUAAAACAUUAAAUAGCAAUGUAACACUAAUUAUUUUUAAAAUGUAUAUUUACAUCCUCAAAAGAAAAUUAAUAAGAUACUAUCUUUCAACCAAUUCAUAAAAGAUAAUAUACAUGAAACUUGGAAACCUUAGAAUAAUAUAUUAUAAGAUAUCUUGAUCAGGUAAUCGACCAGGUAUGACCCAUGGAGAGCUCCCCUUCCGUUACUUGGGUGUUCCACUAAACUCUAGAAAGUUGUCUCUCCCGAACUGCCAGCUGUUGAUCCAGCAAGUCAAAUCGCGACUUUCCUCCUGGUCAGUGAAGACUCUCUCUUUUUCGGGUCGGCUGCUUCUUAUAAAGACAGUGAUAGCGGGAAUCACGACCUUCUGGUACUCUGCCUAUAUACUCCCUAA
Brassica napus (rape) is the source of this 1765-nucleotide messenger RNA. RefSeq names its product CLAVATA3/ESR (CLE)-related protein 7-like. The coding region runs from base 785 to 1033 and encodes 82 amino acids. NCBI's taxonomy places the organism in Eukaryota, Viridiplantae, Streptophyta, Magnoliopsida, Brassicales, Brassicaceae. The transcript has a single exon. The record is from RefSeq and is a predicted model, not a curated record.